Nematocida ausubeli is the source of this 1785-nucleotide messenger RNA. RefSeq lists its product as uncharacterized. The transcript has a single exon. The record is from RefSeq and is a predicted model, not a curated record. NCBI's taxonomy places the organism in Eukaryota, Fungi, Microsporidia. The coding region runs from base 1 to 1785 and encodes 594 amino acids.
AUGGAUGAAUUUCUUGAAUAUUUAAAAAUCGCAGAAGGGAUGGGAAAAGAAGCAGAAGAAAUAAGAAAUCUGCAGGAUAGGCUGGAUGAUCUAAAUAGAGAAAUAACUGAGCUUCUCAACAAAGAGAAGGAAAUAAAAGCAGUACCCGAUAAGGUGGAAACAUACCAAAAACGACUUGGAAAGCUGCAGGAAGAGAUAGAAAAGCAGAAUGCAAUAAAGAGAAAGAUCGAGUCGCCCGAGGAAAUCUCAAAACUUCGCAACUUUAUAAAUCAGAAGGAGCUAGCUGCAAAGGUGCUAGAGUACUUUAGCACGCUGUAUAGUGAGCAGUCCACAGUAAUUUCUGUGGAGGGAAUGAAGGUCAAGGUAAACAGGCUAAAAAUAUCGCUGAAGUAUAACGAGCUGCUGCAGCAAGUGCAGGCGUACCUUCCAGGGCACUUCAAUGCCCACAUACAGACAAUUACAAAGCUAGUUGUUGAUGCUGUUCUUCUGUCCAGUAAUGUGCUGAGCAUCGUGCAUAAAGAGAGCGUGGAGAUUAUUACAUAUGCUGCCAGCAAGCGGACAGAGAUAGCACAAAGUGAAAUCCAUAAGCAAAUACUAGAGGAUUUGGACAUUCAAGACGCAGAAAGCUACAUUGCCAAUGAGAAACUACAUGGCACACUAUCAAAGCUGGCAAUCUUUGAGGAUAUUCUGAUUGAAGUAAAAACACGACUCUUGAGGGAUCUGCACCAGCUAUCGUGCAAGCAGAUAGAUCGGUACAACAACGAGCUGUUUUAUGGGACAGUAUACCACAUAGAAAACACGGAUACCUGGUACUGCGACAACUUAGUGCAGAAAAUAGGGGAGGUCAGCAAAAAAGCAGAGGCGCGAGCAGAAGAAAUCACAGACGCACAGAAAAAAGGCCUGGCUAACCGGCUGCAGAUGAACACCUCGCAGAAAGCCAUGUCUAUACUUGAUAUUUUAUCAGAAAGCAUGCAGAGGCAGAAGGUAGCAAGUAUUUCGCAUGCAUUCUUUAAGUCUAUGCAGAUUCUGGAGCGGAUAGCAACCACAGAAAGAUCGCACAAGGAGAAAAUACAGAAAGCAAUCAUAGAGAAAAUUCAAGAACACUUUGAGCUGCCUUCUGGGCUCUCAGAGCAUGUGGAGAUGCAGAGGUGCGCGCUACGUCUUGCGGACUCACAGGCAGUGCUUGGCAUAAUUUCACUCGCCCCUUUGCAUUUGGCUAAGACAGAGAAAGAAGAAAUUAAUAAUGGAAUAGUGCAGAUUUUUGGUCAAAAGGAGGAAUAUUUUGUAGAUAUAGUAGACGAGUCGUUUUCGCAUUUGAUUCUCUGUACAAAGGUAGACAGAAUUGAUUUUUUAAGCACAAAUGUAACUAGAACGAUUAGUAUGGUAAACAACAUAUUUAUUGAGAUUAUAGAUCGAAUUUUCACUGACUCAUUGCUUUUCCACAUAAAAACAAUGUUCUACAGCCGUAUUUUAAGAGACGCCUAUUACACAAUACAAUCUGACUUAGAAGAGGCAGACAUCAAGCACUGGGCAGAGCUUCUGCAGAGCCUAUUGCAAAUUACAGGCGAGUUCGGGGAGGCUGUAGACUUCUACUGCCAGAUCAAAGGGCUGCAUGAUAUAUUUUGGUACGCAGGCGUUGCAACUGACUUUAUAGAAGAGUGCGAAGGCGCUUUGAAAACUCUGGACAGCGAGCUAAUGCAUGAUCUUAUUCCGUAUGUCUUCACUGACCAGAAUGUGGCCAGAAUUCUUUUAAAUAAUUUUCAGAAGAAAGACAAAAAAGAGUAG